Aspergillus heteromorphus CBS 117.55 is the source of this 1050-nucleotide messenger RNA. RefSeq lists its product as uncharacterized. NCBI's taxonomy places the organism in Eukaryota, Fungi, Ascomycota, Eurotiomycetes, Eurotiales, Aspergillaceae. The transcript has 2 exons. The coding region runs from base 264 to 782 and encodes 172 amino acids. Gene Ontology annotation, biological process: RNA processing. Gene Ontology annotation, molecular function: ribonuclease III activity. The record is from RefSeq and is a predicted model, not a curated record.
AGUGACAUAAGUCGAUGAGCAAUCGUUUGAAAUAAUGUAUACGACAUACCCGGCUGCGUUACUAGGUAUAGAAGGCACCAUCAUGACCGGCUCACUCCCUUUUUUUUCCCCUUCCCUUUCUAUCCUUCCUUUCCUUUUCUUGUGGCCGUUCAGAUCCCAGAAUCCUAUUCAAACCUCUCACGAUUUUCCUUCCCAGUUCUUCUACUCUUAUUAUUCUUGUUGAUAUUAUAAACACUUCAGCCACAGCCCCUGUCCAUCGGACCAUGACACCCCCUAACGUGCUUCGCAGUCCGGCGGCGGCAACGCCCUUGAUCGAGCAAAUUAUAAGAUACAAAUUCAAAGACCGUGGUCUAUUGGCCCGUGCACUCCUACCCGCGAUGGUAGUGCAUGGGAGAUAUCUUAUUAAUGGGAGUCAGGAUCUCGCUCAUCUCGGGCACUCUGCCCUGAAGAUGAUACUUAGUCAGGAUGGAUUUCAUAACAAUGAGGGUGCUGGGUUAACGGAAUAUGUGAUCCUCGAAGAGGCCGGCGACUCGAACUUGUGGUGGGUGGGAUUCACCAAGGAGCUGGAUAGAUUUAUACCCAAGGACCGGGUUCCCAUGUCCAAGAAGGCCAUAGAGGAAGCCGUAGCCAACAUGAUGAAAGCCAUUAUGGGCGCUGUCUAUGUUGACAGUGGGUAUAGACUUGAAAAAGUCGCAAAUGUUAUCGACGCUCUGGGGAUUGGUUGGAUGGAGGAAGACCCUGAUGACUCGGGAACGGAUGAAGGCUCUAUCAUAGCAGUUUAGCAUGGGUUGGUCUUCCCUAAGGCUUGGGGAAGUACCGUUCGAAAGGUGAUUUUGCGUACCUGUCAAUCAAAACCACUCGACUAUAAAGGGUGUCUGGAUACCCAAGAAGGUGGAAUGUUGAUUGAGGGGUGCAUGUCUCGCUGUGGCUGGGACGAUGGAAGAAAUAUCCAACUUACCAUUGCUAAGGAUUGACUCGGUAGAGGGGAAAUUAGAAUGCUUUAAUUGUCCGUUGCGUUGUUUUGGCCGCGACUCCUAUCGCAUAUAAUAC